CCCGGCCGUCCAGCGCGGCUCGGGAGGGCGAGCGGGCGAGGGCGGCGCCUCCCGCCCCGGUCUGUCGGGCCUGCGGCGGGGCGGCCUGUCCGGGCUCGGGGCGGGUUGUGCGAACGCGCCUGCGUGCAGCGGCGUGACUUCGAAGGCUCGUGAGAGGCGGACCCUGAAGAAGGGGAACGGGACGGGAUGUCGCCGGCACGUCGUGUGACGGGAACGGAGCUUUCCUGGUUUGUUAACCUGUUUGGGGCUUGGCAGAUACAGAUACCAGAAGCCAUUUGUACAUCGUCACCUACAGACAAAAUUAGCUCUUGGGCAAAGGGGGCUGAAUGGCCUGCUCUGGUCACUCCUGCGGCCACAGGAAGGUCCUAUGAAUGAAAAGGCCUUUGGAGACCCACAAGAUUCCUGAGACCGAUUCGGAGUUGUGUUACAGGGCAGAGAGAGAAUGGAGAGACGACCUUUAGCAGGUGAGGGAACUGGAAAAGGCCUUUCUGCUGCUCAGCUGGGGAGCUGUGGGGAGAUCCAGACAAGAACUGGGCAGAAGAUCCUGGAGGAGGAAACCGUCUGUUCAGAACUUCAGCCCUGGAACUGCAGGAGCGUCCAAUAUCAGGAGGCCGAGGAUCUCCAAGGACAUUGCAGCCGACUCCACUCCUUGUGUAGUCGAUGGUUGAGAGCAGAAAAACACACCAAAGCGCAGAUGCUGGACCUGGUUGUUCUGGAGCAGUUCCUGGCCCUGCUGCCCCUGCAGGUGGAGCGCUGGGUGCGGGAGUGCGGAGCGGAGACCAGCUGCCAGGCGGUGGCCCUGGCCGAGGGCUUCCUCCUGAGCCAGGCAGAGGAGCAGAAGGGGCAGGUCGGGUUGCAGUCCUUCAGUGUGGACGUCAGAGAUCCUGAGGGAAGGAGGAAUCCAUCCAAUCCCCCUCCGGAGCUGUUUUUCGGGAGGAUCUCUCAGGAAGAUCCAGGUCAGGACACCUCAGCAGGGAAGACUCAGAGAAAGUUGUCUGCUGUUUAUGGUGGAGCUGAACCAGUGAUUGAACCUCCAACUCACGAGGGUCCUGUGUCCUUCAAGGAGGUGGCUGUGUGUUUCUCCGAGGAGGAGUGGUCUCGGCUGGAUCCUCGCCAAAAAGCCCUGCAUCGGGAAGUCAUGCUGGAGAAUUAUAGGAACGUGGCCUCUCUGGCAGGUGAUGGAUGGGAGACGGAGGAUUCCGGCCAAGAGGCGGCAGCACCUUUGCCAACAGCCAGAAAGGAAGAUGCGGAAAAGAUGUUUGGAAAGCAAAGGCCUGUGGAUAACCUUUUAAAAGCGAGGCUGGGGAAAUGCUCUACUUUUCAGUCUGCAGAUAUCAGCAUCUUUUUGGCCAGAGAGGAUCACCAAGAAAAAGGAGCGUGUCCAGGGUGCGGAAAAAUACUCAGAGAUGAAUCGGGAUUAUGCGACUGUCGCAGAAGCCACGCUGUAGAAAAACAAAAUGAAAGUGGGAGAUGUUCCAGAAGGACUUUUCCUCUUACUUUAUGUGAGGGGAUACAAGAAGGAGGGAAACCGUAUAAAUGCCUGGAGUGUGGAAAAUGCUUCAGAUAUUCAGGUUAUCUUACUUCCCAUAAAAGGAUCCACACAGGGGAAAAACCAUAUGAUUGCAAGGAAUGUGGAAAGAGCUUCCAUUUUGCAACAGGCCUUACUGCCCAUCAUAGGAUUCACACUGGGGAGAAGCCAUAUGAAUGCAUAGAGUGUGGAAAGAGGUUUAGUCAAAAAUAUCAUUAUAUAGUACAUAACAGAAUCCACACCGGGGAGAAACCAUAUAAAUGCCUGAAGUGUGGAAAGACCUUCAGAGCUUCAUUCUCUCUUAUUUCCCAUAAAAGGAUCCACACAGGUGAGAAACCAUAUGAAUGCCUCAAGUGUGGAAAAAGCUUCAGUCAAAAACAUAAUUAUACUGCGCAUAACAGAAUCCACACUGGGGAGAAACCAUAUAAGUGCAUGGAGUGUGGAAGAUGCUUCACUGUGUCAAGUACGCUCACUUCCCAUAAAAGGAUCCACACUGGUAAGAAAUCAUAUAAAUGUAUGGUGCGUGGAAAGGGAUUUACUCAACAUUAGUCGCUUUAUGAACAUAGAAAAAUUCAUUCAAGAGAAGCCCAUUGAAACUGCAUAAAUGAGCUGUGUGUCAAAAAAUUUGGAGACUGCAGUCCUAAACUCUUCAUUACCAUGGAGAAAUGGAAUACAUUCUUACAUUUACUCUUCUAGCUUCCUCACUCUUGGGAUGAAGAAAAUGCCAUCCCGGUUCGAAGACACAGAUGGGCAGCCUCGGCUUUGCUGUUGCCGUGUAACUUCCUAAAUAAAGAUGAUCUUUGGGUUUUCUUUCUUUCAAGGACUAGUCUCCAGAAUUGGUUUACAAAGUGUCAGUCUCCUAACUUCAUUCUUUCUCUCUCAAAGCACUUUUUACACAUGCAGUGCGGCAGGACAGGAACACUGGCAAUGUUCCAGAGAUCCCAAAUAAUAUUCUCCACCUAAUUAUGGAGCCAUGGUUGUGUCCAGGGCUUGGGCUGAAGUCCAGCCCCAUAAGUACUUAGGA
Candoia aspera is the source of this 2552-nucleotide messenger RNA. RefSeq names its product zinc finger protein 485-like. Lineage: Eukaryota; Metazoa; Chordata; Lepidosauria; Squamata; Candoiidae. The record is from RefSeq and is a predicted model, not a curated record. The transcript is spliced from 6 exons. Bases 443 to 2077 code for a protein of 544 amino acids. Gene Ontology annotation, biological process: regulation of DNA-templated transcription.